Molecule: messenger RNA, 2478 nt
Organism: Glarea lozoyensis ATCC 20868
Lineage: Eukaryota; Fungi; Ascomycota; Leotiomycetes; Helotiales; Helotiaceae
Product: ARM repeat-containing protein
Exons: 4
Coding region: 1-2478 (825 amino acids)
Biological process (GO): nuclear-transcribed mRNA catabolic process, nonsense-mediated decay; mRNA export from nucleus
Cellular component (GO): nucleus; nuclear cap binding complex
Molecular function (GO): RNA cap binding; mRNA binding
Source: RefSeq, a predicted model, not a curated record
AUGGCAGACUAUGAUAGGGGACCAAGAGAUGGGGGACGAGGGCGAGGAAAUUACAACAAUAACAAUAGAAAGAGAAGAUACAGAGAUGAUGACGAUUUUGACCGUCGUCCGCAGCGUCGACGUUACGAAGAACCACUCUCUGUCAAGGUCCGCAGACAAUUACUCUCAAUCGCCGAAUCCGCUUUGAAACGUGUCGAAGAUGAAAUCGUGUCGAUCGCAAAGACCGUCUGUGAUAAUUAUGAGGACGAAGAAUUACGGAACUCUUUCUACGAUCUGGUUAUUCAAUUGGUUGUGGAACAGCCCUUCAAAACCCCUUUUGUCGCGGCUGUGGUGUUGGUCGUCAAUACUAUGAGAGCCGAGAUGGUCGCAGAGAUACUCAAGAGGGCGACGGAAAGGGUCAACACCUGUGUUCAAAUGGGCGAGUGGAGGGAGACAAAAUUACUUAUGAAGUUUCUUGGGGGGUUGCAGGGUGCGUUGGAGGGAGAUGGGGUUUGGCUUGUGUUGCAGGACCUUUUGAGUAAAGCAAUAGACCUGCAGACCGAGAACAACGAAGAGACCAUUGGACCGGAGUUGGUCAAGAUUAUCCUCUUUACGAUACCAUACAUUAUGGCUUCUUCGGCUACCGACAUGCAAGAAAAGGCGGCGGGAAUGGUUGAAAACGCAGAUAUUAUUGCGAGUGAACCACAUGUGCUGCAAGCGCUUGUUGAUCCUUAUCCUGGCAACGGAAAUGAAGAGGCUACGGCGCCGAAUGGUGUACUCAGUUUGCUACAGAAGCAGCUACAGGGCGAGGCUGCGAAUGGAUGGGAACUGAGCUGUCUUCCACGACCUUGGAAAGUUUUGCUCGAAACUGAGCAAGAGAAUCCUCUAGCUUCUACAACAAAGCAUCCACUUCCAGCGAUUGUAAUUCCAGAGGCGGUCACUGCUGGUCCCAGACCACUAUUCCCAGAACUCUACUUCUCAGUUUACGCUCACCAGGAUGUCGAGACAGUACCGCCUAUGACCGAUAUUGCGUCUUGUUUACUGCGAGAUGCUUUAGUUGAUACUAUUAACAUUCUCGACUUUAACCGAAAUGCUACUGCCCGCUUCCUGAUCGAUAUCGACUGCUAUUUUUCUCCAGACACAUUUGUUAAGCGAGCUACUCCUUUCGAUAGACUACGAGAUGUCGAAGGAGACAAGUCAACUUGGAAACCCGAAGAUGUAGCAGUCGAUGCUGUUUUCUCCCAACUUUUCCAACUACCCAGUCCGGAACACAAGCUGGUGUACUAUCAUUCGAUCUUGACCGAGUCUUGCAAACUUGCCCCUGCCGCUAUUGCUCCCAGUCUUGGUCGUGCCAUUCGAUUUCUCUACCGGAAUGUUGACUCCAUGGAUCUAGAACUUAGCUAUAGGUUCAUGGACUGGUUCGCUCAUCACUUGAGUAAUUUUGGAUUUACCUGGAAAUGGACUGAGUGGAUCGAUGAUGUUGAGCUUCCAGGCACAGAUCCUAAGAAAGCGUUCAUCGAGGGUGCUUUGGAUAAGGAAAUUCGAUUGAGUUUCGCUCAAAGAAUCAAGGGUACUCUCCCUGCGCCAUAUCAACAGUUGAUCACUGAAGGAAAGGAGAAGGAUACGCCCGACUUCAAGUACAACGAUGAUGCUGUUCCUUUCGCACAAGAGGGACGUGCUAUUCUGGCGCUUCUCAAGAGGAAAGCGCCGGAGGAUGAAAUUCAACCAGUUAUUGAUCAAAUUCGCCAACUAGCUCUCGACAUGAAUCUUCCUGAUCCGCUCGUGCCGUCGACCGAUGCUUACAUGACCUCGAUUUGCUAUAUAGGAUCGAAAUCCCUGUCUCAUGUCCUCUCUUCUAUCGAACGAUGCCGCGAACGCCUGCUCGCUAUCGGUCCACGCUCGUCAGACGCUAGAAAGCAGAUCAUCGACUCUGUAAUGGAUUACUGGAAGGACCAGCCUGGAAUUGGUGUCAACAUCGUCGAUAAACUACUAAACUACACGAUUCUUUCUCCAGGUUCCGUCAUCGAAUGGGCGGUUUCUCAACACGGAAACCGACUAUCUAUGUCCUAUGUGUACGAAAUGGUCUCUCUUACCAUCGGAAAAGUAACCGGUCGCACCCGUCAAGUUGUCCGUAGCUCCAAAGUUCCUGGCCUCACCGCGGAGCAGCGCACUUUGGUCGUCCAAAGCAUGCAAGCUGAGCGAAAGAGCAUGAAAGAUCUCUUUGCUCUUAUGGAAGAUUCUCUUGUGUCAUGGGCCACGGGCUCGAAAGACCAGGUCAUGCAAUCUGGAGAUGGGACGUCGGAUGAGGAAGCUGUCAUCAGACAAUGGGGCGAGCGAUGGCUUAGGGUUUUCAGGAGGAAAUAUGCAGUUGAGGAGGCGUGGUUUGUCGAGGUUGAGAAAGUCCCUGUCAUUGAUGUCGCUCCUGGAGAGGGUGUGCUAGCAAACGGCAACGCGGAUAAGGUGGACGAGGUUGAGAUGAAGGAUGAUGGUAUUGAGUAG